Molecule: messenger RNA, 1749 nt
Organism: Dermacentor silvarum
Lineage: Eukaryota; Metazoa; Arthropoda; Arachnida; Ixodida; Ixodidae
Product: trithorax group protein osa-like
Exons: 9
Coding region: 141-1505 (454 amino acids)
Source: RefSeq, a predicted model, not a curated record
CGUGUUGCGGCUAGGGUUGGAGCGCGAGCCAAUGUUCAUUUCUACCGUGGUUUGUCAACAGCCAUCCUCACAGCACCCGGCCGUGCGCAUCGUCUGAGAUCGUGCAGGACGAUCAAGACGGAGCUGUAGGUCUUAUUGUAAUGGCGCAUCAGCACAAUCAGUCUAGUAAACCCCCUGCUGAUGACGACGAAAUCAGAUCUAUACCACUGCCGUGCUAUGGCCGCGGCCAACCACUAAUUCCAUUGGAAGAUUUGCCCGUAUUCCAGUUCCUGAAGCGGCAGGCCACUACACAGGGGAAACGUAUUGGCAAAGGACGAGGGCGGCGCCCGCCUUAUCAGAACUCGCGGCCCUCAUCAGAUGAGUCUUCUGAUGUUGAACACAAGAAGGAUGUUGGUAUAAUUGGUUGCUCCAGUCGGACACCCCCAUUUAAACCAGCUUCGAAUUCUGGCUUGGAACCAAUGAAACCUGCCCAAGAAAGGAGUGAAGGCAUAAUAGAUUGGCCAUCAACCUCACAGCAGUCACCAGGGCCCCAAUCUUCACACUCGGCUGACCGACCCCGUCACGCACCACACACAUCUGGUCCACCAACUUCCCGUCACCACCAGACAGACAGGCCCACUCGUCGUUCAAGUCAGCCAUCUCCAUCAAGGCUCCAGCAGCGCCACUCGGUGCCUCCAGGGAAAGGUUCGACAAAGGGACCAUCAGGGUCUGAUUGUCAUGGAGGUGCUCGAAGGAAAAGGCCGACGACAUCCCGUAAUACAGGACAAGGUGCAUCUCAGUCUGCAAGGAAGGCCCGGUGUCCUGCCAAGAAGGCCUCCUUUGACCCCAAAACCUUCAGGCAUGCUACGGAUUUGAGCGCAUGGGCAGAGUCCUUAAACUGUGCUAGUUAUAUCCCCGAUGAUGAAUUGGAGGAUGAUGGGCCGUAUGUACAGGUGUCGACUCUCCGCAGGGAGGCUGAAGCGGAGCACUAUGAUAUGCUGACGUUCCCACCUGACUUUGAGGAUGAGCUGACAGACUGCAGUGAGGAUGAAGCACGACAGCAUGUGUCAUCUGAAGAUUCCAUCUAUGACUCUCUCUCAUCAAUGUCUUUGGAGUCCAUGACAGACAUGACGUAUGAAACUGCUGCAGAAAUAACGCCAGACAAUUGCUCUCCUGUCCCUGAACCAGGAAAGACAGCCUCACCUAAGGGUAGUUCCGAGUCCCUGGAGACCAAGAAUUCUUCACAGGCACUUUCUGCAGAGUCUGUCUACAACAGCAUUGUUUUCUCUGCACGUCAACGCACUUCACAGGCUGUGAAUGCAGAGUCCAUCCACAACAGCAACAUUUCAUCUCGUGCUGAGAUAUGUGCACAGGAGACCCUUUUACGCCCUACUGCUUCCUGCAAGACCACAGAGACAGACUUACCAGCAGCCACUUCAAUGACGUUAGAGAUCAAAGGCCUUCCUAAAGGAACAACCACGGAGUCCCUGUACGAGACCUGUUUCCUCCUUCACUCCUGUCUAUGAUGUCUGUGUCACUGUGGGAGAUGAAGUACACGCCAACAUAACCUUGCCCAAGCAUUGCAAUGUUGCCUGGCUAAUGAAAUGCUUGCGAGAGGCUUUGGGUUUUGAAGGCAAGUGCUCAUUGCAUUUACACUAACUACAUACUUGCAAAUAUUAUUCUGCUUUGAGUUCAGGUAGGUCAUAUAGUUUGUUUUAAAUUUAAUGAGAAGCAUAUAAGGGAAUCCAAGGGACUCGAUUUUUCAUUAGU